This is a messenger RNA of Eriocheir sinensis (Chinese mitten crab), 1574 nucleotides long. RefSeq names its product U-scoloptoxin(01)-Cw1a-like. NCBI's taxonomy places the organism in Eukaryota, Metazoa, Arthropoda, Malacostraca, Decapoda, Varunidae. The coding region runs from base 112 to 531 and encodes 139 amino acids. The transcript is spliced from 2 exons. Gene Ontology annotation, cellular component: extracellular region. Gene Ontology annotation, molecular function: chitin binding. The record is from RefSeq and is a predicted model, not a curated record.
CGUAUAUAAAGCAGUCACCCUCGACCAGCCCAACAGCCGCCCUCUCGUCCUCCUCCUUCUCCAGCUUAUCCUCGUCCUCGGCCUCCUCCCUCCGCCUGCCUACUGAGGAUAAUGAAGAUCUUAGUCUAUGUUCUCGCCGCGGUGGUGUGGGUCGCCGCCUCUGCCGCCCUGCCCACCUUGCUACACCCACGCCCACGCCGGGACUCCACGCCCACGCUCUACAACCUCCCGUCCAACGCCUCCCUCAUCCUGGGCGACAUCCGGACGGGCUUUGACUGCGCUAACCUUCCCUAUGGCUACUACGCGGACGAGGCCAACAACUGCACCGUUUUCCACGUGUGUCUCCCCUACAUCAUCUUCGACGAGAUCGUGACGCGCCAGUUCUCGUUCUUCUGCGGCGAGGGAACCGUUUUCGACCAGCAGCGUCUGGUGUGUGUCCACCCCCGCGACUCGCUGCCCUGCUCCCAAGCCGCCGCUGCCCGGACCGCUAACGAGUACUUUGGGCGUCGAGACCUCAACUUCCUCGAGUAGGGAAGUUGAGCCUCCUUCAAACGAGUACUUCGAUAGCAUUGGGCAUUAACUUCCUCGAGUAGCUAUAAACAGAUCCUCCUCCCAUGGGUACUUUGGGCGUAGAGACCUCAACUUCCUCGAGUAGGGAAGUUGAGCCUCCUGCAAACGAGUACUUCGAUAGCAUUGGGCAUUAACUUCCUCGAGUAGCUAAACAGAUCCUCCUCCCAUGGGUACUUGGGGGACAACAACUUCAUCGAGUAGGGAAGUUGAGCCUCCUUCAAACGAGUACUUCGAUAGGAUUGGGCAUUAACUUCGACUAACUAAACAGAUCCUCCUCCCAUGGGUACUUCGGGGACAACUUCAUCGAGUAGCUUAACAGAUCCUCCUCCCAUGGGUACUUCAGGGACAACUUCAUCAUCGAGUAGCCAAAAGAAUCUCCUUUCAACAUGUACUUCCAUCCCGGGGACAUCAAGAUCCUGAGUAACCAAGAAGAUUCUCCUCCCACGAUUUCUUUAGCGGCGUGGACAUCAACUUCCUCGUGGGGCGAAGUUGGGUCUCCUUCCACCUACGUUGUCAAAUUAUCGUAUUAACCACAUAUCGUAUUUAUCAUUUUUAUGCCUCAAACUCUCGUACCUACACAAGUAGCGUGAGAAAAUCAAACUUAGUGCUAAAACUGUUGAAUAUUGAUGUUUUCCGUUCUUUGUUGUUAAUUUUGUUAUAGUUUUCGGUUAGCAAUUACGAAAAUGAAAUGCGAUGAGUACGAUAGUUUGGCAACACUAAACGCUAAACAUAAACAAAUGACGUACUCGUUUGCAGGACUCAUAUUUUCUACUCGAGGUUGUUGAUGUCCCUGCUGCCGAAGUGUAUGUGGAACUGCAAGAACUUCAACUUCCUCGAGCAACCAAGAAGCUUCUCCUAAUAGCAGAAAUCAACUUCCUCGAAUACCUAAAUAUAGCCUACGUUUCCUUCCAAGUGUACCUCCUUCUCUUCUUCCCCCUCGACGGCGUGAUGUGCUCGUAUUACCGACGUAGAGAUAAAAUGACACAAUAAACUCCUACACUUGA